UUGGUCCAAUGCUGCUGUGGGCCAACAGGAGAAGGAAGGCUGGGUGGGGGCAGAACAGAAGGGAGAGCACAGCAGGGGAAGACACUCUCCCAACACCUGCACCUGGUCACUUGAUUCACGCUCAAACACCCUCAAACUCACUUUAAAGGAUCAAUGGACCAGUAUCUUGUUCACAUCCCGGUGAUGGCUGCCGAUUUCCAGGCUUAAACUUUUGGAUAGAGUGGAACACGCGUUCGUGGAUCAGCUGUGCCUUUUUCCUUUUUUCUUUCAAUGUUGCGCGGAAGAAAUGCAGCCGGCUAAAACGACUGAUUAGGCAGCAUUUUUUUUUCUUCUCCUCCUCCUUCUUCUUCCCCCUUCUUCUCCUUCUCCUUCCCAAGGGGGAAUUUUCGAAACCUAUCGGAUUGUUUAAUGCCUGCACGGCGCUGCUGAGGGAGAUUUUUCCAAUCCAGCUUUCCGAGGCGCAAAACGCGGGGAAUGCAGCGGUAACAUCCCGCAAGUUUGGGAUCUGGGAGGCUUAGCUGCUGUCGAGUCACUCACAAAGAGCAGGUGUGAAGAUUUGGACAUUGUUCUCUCCUGCCAAGCUAUACGUCUCGCCUUGGAAGGCUGCAGGCCAAACUUCUGAUCAGAGAGAUCAGAGAAAGAGAGAGAGUGAGUGAAUUUAGAUCUCUGUGGGCUACCUGCAUGACUGUUACCAUGACAGCAUCUGGAGCCCAACUCCUCCUUUUAGCCUUAUGUGUUUACAGAGGCUCGGCCCUGCAGCAGUCUGCUCCACGGGUUCGCCUCUCCUUCAAAGAACUGAUGGACACACGGGCGGCACGACCCUUCAGUUUCUCCUUCAACACCAGUGACUACCGCAUCCUCCUGAUGGAUCAGGACCAGGGCCGUCUUUACCUGGGCAGCCGGGAGUACCUGGUGGCUCUGGACAUGCACAAUGUCAACAAGGAGCCACUCAUAAUCCACUGGCCCGCAUCUGCUAAGAGAAAGGGAGAAUGUCAGAUGACGGGAAAGGGAAGACAGGGUGAAUGUGCCAACUUUGUGAGGCUGAUAGAGCCGUGGAACCGCACCCACCUCUACACCUGUGGAACAGGGGCGUACCAACCUAUCUGCACAUUCAUCAACAGAGGCUGGAGGGCAGAGGACUACCUGUUUAGGCUGGUCCCUGGGUAUGUGGAUUCAGGGAAGGGAAAAUGUUCCUAUGAUCCCACACAGGAGAACAUUGCAGUUCUAAUCAAUGGUAACCUAUAUGCGGGGGUCCAUAUAGACUUCAUGAGCACAGAUGCUGCUCUAUUUAGGACCAUGGGAGGGAGGACAGCAAUCAGGACAGAGCAGUAUGACUCCAGGUGGCUCAAUGAGCCUGUGUUUGUUCAGAUCCAGCAGAUCCCUGACAGUGCAGAAAGGAACGACGACAAGCUUUACUUCUUUUUCCGUGAGAAGAGUCUAGACUCCAGCGGUGGGGCGAGCCCCAGUGUUUUAGCUAGGGUGGGAAGAGUGUGCCUGAAUGAUGAAGGAGGGCAGAAGUCCCUGGUGAACCGCUGGACGACGUUCCUGAAGGCUCGUCUUAUCUGUUCAGUGAUAGGAGAAGAUGGAGUGGAGACCCGAUUUGAUGAACUACGGGAUGUGUUUAUUCAACCCACGCAGGAUGAACGAAACCCUAUGGUGUACGCUCUCUUCACUACAGCAGGCUCUGUGUUCAAGGGCUCGGCAGUCUGCGUGUACUCAAUGGCUGAUAUCCGCAAUGUCUUCAACGGGCCGUUUGCCCACAAACAUGGCCAUAAUUACCAAUGGACAGAGUACACUGGCAAGAUUCCCUACCCACGGCCUGGAACAUGUCCCGGGGGAACCUUCACUCCGGGCAUCCGCUCCUCCAAGAACUUCUCAGAUGAGGCUGUGGAUUUCAUCAGAGCCCACCCCCUCAUGUUCCAUCCGGUUUAUCCUAUCCACCGCCGCCCCCUGGUGGUGAGAACCAGCGUGGACUACCGCUACACUGCACUGGUGGUGGAUCAGGUGGACGCUGUGGAUGGACGCUACGAGGUGCUCUUCCUGGGGACAGAUCGAGGCACUGUGCAAAAAGUUAUUGUUUUGCCUAAGGACCCGAUCAGCAUGGAGGAGCUCACACUAGAGGAAGUGGAGGUUUUUCGGACCAGGGCUCCCGUCAAAACAAUGAAGAUAUCCUCUAAAAGACAACAGCUGUAUGUGUCCUCGGACGCGGGGCUGACCCAGGUGUCGCUGCACCGCUGUGGUGUGUAUGGCAGGGCCUGCUCUGACUGCUGCCUGGCUCGGGACCCCUACUGUGCCUGGGAUGGAGAGAGCUGCUCUGCCUUCACCCCGUCCACCAAGAGGAGGAGCAGAAGACAGGACGUUAAACAUGGGGACCCACUGAGGCAGUGCAGAGGCUUCAAUGCCAAAGUGGAGAAUCGUCUGAGGGAAACAGUGCAGUUUGGGGUGGAGGGCAGCAGUACUUUCCUGGAGUGUCAGCCUCGCUCUCCUCAGGCCACUGUCAAGUGGCUCUUCCAGAGGGAAGGAAAGAGGAAAGUGCUCAGCCGUGUGGGAGGUGUUCUGAAGACCAACCAUGGAAUCCUCCUGAAGUCUCUCAACCAGUCAGAUGCAGGUCUCUACCACUGUCUCGCCACUGAGAACAACUUUAAACACACAGUGGCCCGCGUGGCGCUGCGCAUCCUGGAUCGAGACAUUGUUUUAGCGCUCACUGCUCAAGAUGAGGACGAAGAGCCAAAAAUUCGCCAAGCGGGACCUUACCUACAGUCAUCUCUCGUCUCCACACCUUUCCCACCUGAGAUCAGACUGAUUAACCAGUACUGCCAGUCCUACUGGGAGCAGCUUAGUCCCAAACAGCAGCAGCAGCGCAAGCGCACCAGCCGCAGGCACACAGAGAGCCAGGACCAAGGCCUUGGCUAG
This is a messenger RNA of Xiphias gladius (swordfish), 2913 nucleotides long. Its product is annotated as semaphorin-3F-like. The coding region runs from base 682 to 2913 and encodes 743 amino acids. NCBI's taxonomy places the organism in Eukaryota, Metazoa, Chordata, Actinopteri, Istiophoriformes, Xiphiidae. The record is from RefSeq and is a predicted model, not a curated record. Gene Ontology annotation, molecular function: semaphorin receptor binding; chemorepellent activity. Gene Ontology annotation, biological process: semaphorin-plexin signaling pathway; negative regulation of axon extension involved in axon guidance; neural crest cell migration. The transcript is spliced from 19 exons.